Molecule: messenger RNA, 954 nt
Organism: Chaetomium strumarium
Lineage: Eukaryota; Fungi; Ascomycota; Sordariomycetes; Sordariales; Chaetomiaceae
Exons: 2
Coding region: 314-850 (178 amino acids)
Source: RefSeq, a predicted model, not a curated record
AUCGACGUUAGGCAGGUAUUGCUUUAUUAUCGCUUUCCUUUACUCGUCUUCUCCGUUUGCUGGCUGAUGGAUGGCUAUUAGAAGCGUAGGUAAAACCUAGUACAUGCCUUACGCUAGCAUGCAGAGCGCCCCCCGGUUAUUCUGGUCUGGACUCAGGGGGGAUAUAUUGGGUUGGCUUGUCUCUCAGCUUAACUUUAAACAGACGACCACCUUUUGACCCCACCGUAGGUAGCCGAGGGAAGCCGCCUCAACCACUCCAGCUUGGCCCCGGGGAUUUUUAAACCUGCCCAGUACUGUAUGGAUAUGCGUACCUAUGUACUGGACAUACAUACGCGUAUUGUACAUACACCCGGCUCUUCUUCUGUACGUCGUGUAUUCAGUACUGCACCUACACGCCGCAUUAGGCGUUACAGGCGGCAGCCAACCUGCGGCUCGUGGCAAUAAGACCAUGGACCUACCUAACCUAAGGAGGUCUCCAUACGGUUGGCCACGGCAUGAGCCGCAACUGAUUGGCCAGAGUGGGACAGCUCACAUCUGCUCCCGUCGUAUAGCGUACCUAUCUGCUCUUUGUCUGUUAUUUCCUGUUUUGGACGCUGGGUCUUGGAUCCCUCUGCACCAACUCCACGAGGCACCGGGGCUUCGGAGGAAUCGGAGCAUUCGUUUCGUACAUGUAUGUAUACAUGUAGGCUGUGUGUGCAUGUACUGUGGUAUUGUACAGGACCAUAGUUGGGAUGGAGACAAGGUCAGAGGAGUGUAUCGGCUCGCGCGGGUAGCGCCGCUGCUCCCCAUAACGCAAUCGCGGCAACGGUUAGGCCAUGCAGGUAACAUUCAAGUUACCGAGGUAUUUUAGGGUUUGAGCUACACUACCUUCGUGCUCCUCACAAACCCCACUUACAUAGACAGAAUAGUCUGAGGCAUGUGCCAGGUAUACACAAGGUGCACGUGGGCAAUAAG